Molecule: messenger RNA, 1551 nt
Organism: Magallana angulata
Lineage: Eukaryota; Metazoa; Mollusca; Bivalvia; Ostreida; Ostreidae
Exons: 6
Coding region: 111-1358 (415 amino acids)
Source: RefSeq, a predicted model, not a curated record
GCAAAUCAAGAUGGCUGCGCCCAUGAUUACAAGGUCAAAAUAAUUCUGAUAUUGUGAUAUAUCAAGAAUCUGUCAUGUUUCUGUGUAGAAGUUUUUACCAGCUAUGAAAUAUGUUACUGUCUGUACCGCGUGAGAUACUUCGGACAUAUUCUUCGACAUGUGUUGCUUUAAAAGCUCGCAGAUUUUCACAGUUUGCGAGCAGACGUAGUCAGACCUCAGGCAUAUUCUACAUAUCUCCGUGCUGGUUACACUCUAAACGACAGGUACAGAGAUCACACACCAGAGAAAAUGUGGCCGCCCACGCAGACAACAGCUCGUCUUCGUUAAGGUCUGUGUAUCAAAAUGUAAAAGAGACACUGUCGCGAGUGACCGAAAAAACGGAACCAAUCAGUUCUGUUGCUGAACUCGCCGUAAGAUAUAUCACAGUGCACUCACUCACGGAUUUCUACAUAGAAUGUCCCCACGGUAUUCUGUUUGAUGCCUGUUAUGUAGACUCUCACCCAGAUGGCGUCUUUUGCGCGGACCUUAAGACUGUGGUGAUACUCCCAGGGAGCCCUGGCUCACACCUUGAUGUGUUGCCCCUAAUGAGACCCCUAGCCAAGGCCGGUCACAGAGUGAUCACUGUUAACUUUCCAGGCUAUAGUAAGACUAAUCCAAUCCUUGCAACACAGGAUUUUUUAUUCAGAGGAGCUACUGAUGAAAAAUCUGACUUCAUACUUAAUUUUCUCAAAGAACUGAACAUAGACAGGGUGGACCUGAUGGUCGGGCUUGGUUCUGGGUGUUACCCUGCCUUAGACCUGGCCGCCUCACAGACCUGGAUUAAAUCUCUAGCACUAGUCUGUCCCAGGGGGCACAGGGUCUUCAGAGGUAUUACCCCGUAUGAACAGUUUGAGAGAAUGGCCCGUAUGUAUGACAACAGGAUGUACCGCUUGUUGCUGAUACUGAGGCUGGUGGUCAUCAAGUACAUACAACGGAAGUGGAACAUGCGCCAUGUCCCGAUACUCCACCUGAUGAAAUACAUAGUGGAAGUAGCCAACUACCAGUUUGAGAAUAUGGAAACAAAUGUUUUUGCUGUAGCUAGUCGACAGUUGCCUGUGACGUUUGUGUAUUCUGGUCAGGAUAACGCCAUGGAAACCGAGAUUUCUGAAGAGCUGGCCAGGCUGCUGAAUUUAAAACCUGAAGAGUUUUGCCGACUGGAUACAAACCUCAACCUUAUAUUCCCGGGCAAGAAGAAAUUAUCCCAAGGUUUAUAUAUAGAGGAAGGGACUCACAAUCCACUGGAAACUCAGGAACACUGUGAUGUGAUAGCAUUGAUGCUUAUAGAUGAACUAAAAAGAACUACAAAGACUUCCUCCUGAUAUUGUGAAAAUAGUUCUUAUUAUAUGCGGCCCAGUGGUAAUGUUUAUGAAUGGUCAGUGGGUCGAAUGUUUUCCUAGUGCUCAUGGAUACCAUUUUUUAAAGUGAAAUAAAUAUUUAAUGUUCCUACAUUGUGUAACAUUCAUACUGAAAUGUUGAAAAUAAAUCUUCUGUUGAUAAUGUUAAACCAUUGAU